Messenger RNA from Aegilops tauschii subsp. strangulata, 2777 nucleotides. RefSeq names its product BTB/POZ domain-containing protein At3g22104. The record is from RefSeq and is a predicted model, not a curated record. NCBI's taxonomy places the organism in Eukaryota, Viridiplantae, Streptophyta, Magnoliopsida, Poales, Poaceae.
UGUUUUUUCGUUUCUGUUUCUUCCUCUCCUAUAGGUAGCGUUGUGUAGCUGCUGGUUUCUAGCGUGUAGCGAUUCCUGGAGGUCUAGCCUCUAGGGGACGAUGACCGAGAGGCUUUGACAUAUCCUGGUGGAAUGGAGGUGUGCCUGUUUGAAUUCUAGCCCUUGUUGCUUCCUCUGGCUAAAUCAGCUCAGGUAGGACUAGGUAGCACCCAAAUUUUUGGCGACACCGGCGUACCAGAAUUUUUGGCAUCUACCCUCUGACAUUUCUCCCCAUUUUUGGUCUCUUGCAUCGCUUCCUUUUCGACCUCCCGAGCUGCUUGGUUUCGUCUCCAUCUCCAUCUCCAGUUGCACUUGGUCUCGGGUCCUUGGGCCGAGUGUUUCUUGUCACUUCCUGCUGGUUCCCUCCCCAACUCACAGCUUCUACUUCUUGUUCCUUCUGCCGUGAAUCCAUCGGGUCAUGAUUCACUCCAUGGACUAAAAUCACCGCGCUGUCCCCUAACCACAUGUUCUUUCUGUAAAUUUGCCUGACACUCUCUCAUGGAACUGUAAAUUUCAACCCCGUCUGUUUCUUUUUUCCUUCCGGAAGGCGUCUCGAUCGAUCUUGUGCCAUUCAAGCGCAAUGGGCGUGGGAUCCAUUCCAUUAAGCUGCAGAGUGUUUUAAUGGCCGCACAGUGGAACUGCGUCCCUUUCCCUAUCAUCGCCUUCAAUAGCCAGCCACCUGCUCGCCAUUGCCGGUCCUUCUCCUCCCCCCAUUAAUGGCGAAACUGUCCAUGGUCUUUUCUGGGGCCUGAACGUGCUUGUGUUGCCUCUGCUCUCGCGUGGUCGCGUCGUUCCAUUCCUCCUCCUCCCCCUGCCGCGUGCUCACGUUAAUGGCCUCAUAGCUACGCCUCAUCUUCCUCCCCGCCUUUAUUCUCCCCAAGCUUUAAUGGCGUUUGGUGGCUAAAACGGCCGGUAGCUUCUCGCCAUUAAAAAGAUUAGAUUGUUCUCUGGAAAGGACCUGAUCUCCCUUUUGGUGCCCGCAUUAACUCGGCAUCUUGAGUGGGACGCUCUUGCACCGUUCAGCCGCAGGAUCAAGAGUCUGUCCGAGGAGGAGCUGGUCGGAGCUGCGGCGUCGCCUCGUCGCAGACUAGUGUUGCGCGGCUUCCCCGGCGGCGCUGAGGCGUUCGAGCUCGUCGCGAGGUUCUGCUACGGCGGCGGCGGCGGAGUGACGGUGACCGCGGCCAACGCCUGCGCGGUGCGGUGCGCGGCACAGUACAUGGAGAUGGCGGACUCGCCCGCGGCGACGGCAGCGUCCACCGCCCCGAGUUUGGUGAAGGUGGCGGAUAAGGCGCUGGAGGAUAUGCCGCACUGGCCGUGGCAUUGCGUGGUGGAUGCCGUGAAGCAGUGCCAGAGCCUCUUCCCGCUCGCCGAAUCCACCGGGGUGUUCGACAAGGUCGUCGGCGCGCUGCUGGCUCAGAUGGCCAUCCCUGCCCCAGGCGACGCCACCCCGACGAGCUCCUCGCCGGAGAGCUCGGCGUUCCGCUUCUCCUGCGAUACCAAGUGCAGCAGCCUCAGCCUGCGCCGCACCUGGUGGUUCGAGGACCUCGUCGUCCUCAGCCCCGGCAUGGUGGAGCGCGUCGCCAAGGCGCUCCUGGCCAGGGGCGCCGACCACGGCAUCGUCGCCCGGUUCCUCUUCUACUACCUCAAGUGCCGCAUCGCCGGCGCCGGCGCCGAGGACAAGGCGGCGAUGCUGGAGGCGGCGAUCACCGUCAUUGCCGACCUCGACCGGAGUUCGGUUUCUUGCAAGGGCCUGUUCGGCAUCCUGAGGAUCGCCUCCCCGGUCAAGCUGGCCGCCGGUUGCCAGGAAAUGCUCGUGGCCAUGAUAGGCCGCAAGCUGGACCACGCAACGCUCGACAACCUGCUCGUCCAGGCGCCGUCCGGGACGAGCAGCCUGUACGACGUGAGCCUGGUGCUCAGGUUCCUGGAGGCGUUCCUGCGCCACGGCGACGAGCCGGGGAGGCUGAAGAAGGUGGGCGAACUCAUGGACUUGUACCUGGCCGAGGUGGCGCCGGACCCGUCGCUGCGGCCGGCCAGGUUCGUCGAGCUUGCCACCGCGCUGCCCGCCGCCGCGAGGGACUGCCACGACGCGCUGUACCGCGCCAUCGACGUCUACUUCCAGGUCCACGGCCGACUGACGGACGACGAGAAGAUGAAGAUCUGCAAGGGCAUCAACUACGAGAAGCUGUCGCCGGAGUGCUGCAAGCACCUGGCGACCAACUCCGGGUUCCCGACGAGGGCGGCGGUGCAGGCGCUGGCGUCCCAGCACACGGUGCUCAAGGGCAUCAUCCGCCACUCCGGCACGCUGAAGCCGGCCUCGCCCCCGCCUCCUCCGGCCGCCCACCGCGAGAGCUACGACGACGCGGACGGCGACAGCAACGGGCAGGUGGUCCUGUACGCGAGCAGGCUGGAGCUGACGCUGGAGAACCAGAACCUCAAGUCGCUCCUGGACAGCAUGCACUGGCGGGUGAUGGAGCUGGAGAAGGUGUGCAGCCGGAUGAAGACGCAGAUGACCAAGAUGAAGGCCUCCCGGCGAGGAGGAGGCGCCGCGGCGGCGAGAUCACUCCCCAGGAUGUGUUCUUGAUCGUCCCAUUUCACUCUGCACAUUAGUGAAUGUACAUACUGCUAGGACCAGCUGCAGCGUCCUGUUUUCUGUUCUUUUUUGCUUCACUUUUGUCAAAUUUUCUCUGUGUAUCGAUUCCUGGUGAUUGAUCUAAUCUGAUGUGGGUGGAGCUGGGGAA